CCGAGACAGAAAGGUGGUGUCGCACGCAACCAACGACUUGCAACUCGCACACGACGCGUUAUCGGAAUUUAAUUGUAACAAAUCGUACUUUCGCGGAUAACAGUUAUUAGUUACAGCCAAUCAAUCUUAACCGUAAAGUGUGCGUACGUUAUUGAAAAUGAAAACGGAUUACGCCAUGGAUGAGGUGCAGAAGAGAACGACGUCGAUCAUCGGCGUGUCGGACAUCACACAGAACAAGAUGAUCUGGCGACAGGUGGUGGCAGAGCUGGUGGGCACGUUCCUCCUUACCUCCAUCGGCGUCGCCUCCUGCAUCGCUAUCUCAGAAUCCAACGCCCCAAAGGUCACCAGCAUUGCGCUCUGCUUCGGUCUGCUAGUCGGCUCCAUCGUACAGGCGAUCGGGCACGUGUCUGGCGGGCACAUCAACCCAGCAGUGACGUGCGGUCUGUUCGUAUCUGGUGACAUCAAGCUGCUAAAAGCAUUGCUGUACGUGGUCGCACAAGCGGUAGGCGCGGUCGCGGGAGCUGCGUUCAUCAGGCUCGCUGUCCCCGAGAAUGUUGUCGGAGGUUUCGGUAUGACUUUACCUGGACCAGGAGUUACUGACGGACAGGCUUUGCUGGUGGAGGCUCUGAUCACCUUCGUUCUGGUGCUGGUGGUGCAGGGCGUGUGUGACGGCGGCCGCACGGACCUCAGGGGCUCUGCGCCUCUCGCUAUCGGACUCAGCAUCACCGCCUGCCAUGCCGCAUGCAUCCCGUUCUCUGGCUCGAGCAUGAACCCUGCGCGUUCCUUCGGCCCUGCCCUCGUAAUGGGCGACUGGACUUCGCACUGGGUGUACUGGGUGGGACCGAUCGUGGGCGGUGUGGUUGCCGGCCUGGUGUACAGGUUCAUCUUCUGGAUCGGCAAGGGCGGCGAGAGCGGCUCCUACGACUUCUAAGCGUCUCGAAUUCAUGCUAGUGCCUUAGCUACAAUUAACCUCUCGCAUAGCACCCUAACAGUAGUACAAAUACCGAAUACGCUGAUUAAUGUUUUGGUAUGAGGAACCUAAAGAUAGUUAAACUUAAAAUAUUUGUGAAAUGUCAUUUGAACGUAACUGUAUUUCGCCUAACUUAUUUCGUAUUUAUUUUUAAAACAGAACGAAAGAUAAAUAUAAAGUAUUUUUAAAAUUUCUUUCAACAUCUACAGACUCUUAGUCCUUGUUCUUUUUUGCACAGUUUAUUUUAAUUUGCGUUAUUGUUUUAUAUUCAUUUUUAUAAAUGAAGACUUCCAAUGUCUUAGCUCGAAGGGUAUUGUGAGAGGUUAAUGGUUACAUCGUACAUGCUCAUUGAUAGAUGUACAUCUCUAUGACAUUCAAACUGUGACAUUCUCUCACGAAUAUUUCAUAAUUUAUCAAUGAGCGUCUGUUACGAUCGAUUCUAUUAUUUAAUAUGUUUGGAACGAUCCAAAGUCGAUAUUUAUAAACGAUACGCCACUUGUUGAUUUAACAGAACAAUAACUGAAAUAUUGUAAAAGACUAUAUUGGUCGUAUGUAAGAUAAUAUUUAGGUGUUAAGAUAGGGUUUACUUUAAGUCUAUUUAUAGAUCGGGAUUUAGGCUUGAUAUCUACUAGAGUCGUCCGAAUAAAGAAAAUACCUGCUAAUUAAUGAAAUUAUAACUUAAAACUGCGCACUGUACUUUAGUGGAUACCAAGCGUAAUAAUAUUCAAUUUAAAAGAUGUUUUCUACACAAACUGUAUACUCGUAGUGUUGUCUGUCAUUGUGAAUUUAACAUUAUUUCUAUUUAAUAUAAUUUAUUAUGUCGGACUAAACUCACGUGAAAUAUCUUUUAUAUAAUAAAUAAGUAAAAAUUA
Messenger RNA from Papilio polytes (common Mormon), 1842 nucleotides. It is a transcript of the gene Drip, whose product is annotated as aquaporin AQPAe.a. Gene Ontology annotation, biological process: transmembrane transport. The record is from RefSeq and is a predicted model, not a curated record. The coding region runs from base 158 to 931 and encodes 257 amino acids. NCBI's taxonomy places the organism in Eukaryota, Metazoa, Arthropoda, Insecta, Lepidoptera, Papilionidae. Gene Ontology annotation, molecular function: water channel activity. The transcript is spliced from 7 exons. Gene Ontology annotation, cellular component: plasma membrane.